Messenger RNA from Tribolium madens (black flour beetle), 31759 nucleotides. Its product is annotated as titin-like. Gene Ontology annotation, molecular function: protein binding. Bases 120 to 30935 code for a protein of 10271 amino acids. The transcript has 34 exons. Gene Ontology annotation, biological process: signal transduction. The record is from RefSeq and is a predicted model, not a curated record. Lineage: Eukaryota; Metazoa; Arthropoda; Insecta; Coleoptera; Tenebrionidae.
CACGAAUAUGGAGUCAUUGACUUAACUCAAAAAACUUAGUUCGGACAAUUUCUGAUUUUUGCUCAAAUCUAAACAGUUCUGUGGUAUCAAAAUUCUGUGGUGUAGAAGAGUCGUCAGAAAUGGUCACCGAAAAUGGCCAGUCUGAUGGAAAUACGUCUUUUCUACGCGCUGCGCGCAAUGGUCAGCUUGUAAAAGUCUUAGAACACUUAGAAUCAAAUAUCGAUAUCAACACCAGCAACGCUAAUGGCCUGAACGCCCUUCAUUUAGCCUCUAAAGAUGGUCAUGUAGAAAUAGUCAAAGAGCUCCUAAAAAGGGGCGCCGUCAUUGAUGCAGCUACKAAAAAAGGCAACACAGCCCUCCACAUAGCUUCUCUAGCCGGCCAAGAGGAAGUUGUCAAGCUUCUAGUCAGCCAUGGCGCUUCCGUCAACGUACAAAGCCAAAACGGCUUUACACCAUUAUACAUGGCGGCCCAAGAAAAUCACGACAAUGUCGUCAAGUACCUUUUGGCUAAUGGAGCAAACCAGAGUCUCUCCACAGAGGAUGGUUUCACUCCAUUGGCCGUCGCCAUGCAGCAAGGGCACGAUAAAGUCGUCACAGUGCUACUGGAGAACGACACCAGGGGCAAAGUGCGAUUACCGGCCCUUCACAUCGCGGCAAAGAAAGACGACGUCAAAGCCGCUAAACUUCUCCUAGAGAAUGAACACAAUCCCGAUGUCACCUCUAAAUCGGGCUUCACUCCUUUGCACAUUGCCUCUCACUACGGCAACCAAGCCAUCGCCAAUCUUCUACUGCAAAAGGGAGCAGAUGUCAACUACGCCGCCAAACACAACAUCACACCUCUUCAUGUUGCUGCCAAGUGGGGCAAAACCAACAUGGUGACCGUCCUUUUGGAACAUGGAGCAAACAUUGAAUCAAAAACAAGAGAUGGACUCACUCCUUUGCAUUGUGCGGCGAGAAGUGGCCACGAACAAGUGGUGGAUAUGCUUCUAGAGAAGGGAGCUCCUAUCAGUUCUAAAACUAAAAAUGGGUUAGCACCUCUUCAUAUGGCCGCUCAAGGGGAUCAUGUAGAUGCAGCGAGGAUACUACUCUAUCACAGAGCACCUGUAGACGAAGUUACUGUCGACUACUUGACGGCUCUUCACGUGGCUGCACAUUGUGGACAUGUGAGAGUCGCCAAGUUGCUAUUGGAUAGACAAGCUGAUGCUAACGCUAGAGCUCUCAAUGGAUUCACGCCACUACACAUUGCCUGCAAGAAGAAUAGAAUCAAAGUUGUUGAGUUGUUACUCAAACAUGGUGCAAGUAUUGGUGCCACCACGGAAAGCGGGUUAACACCUCUUCAUGUUGCCAGUUUUAUGGGAUGCAUGAACAUUGUUAUCUACUUGCUCCAGCAUGAUGCUAGUCCAGACGUACCAACAGUACGAGGAGAAACUCCUCUACAUUUAGCCGCCCGUGCAAAUCAAACCGACAUUAUUAGGAUCCUCCUCCGAAACGGCGCGCAAGUGGACGCCCGUGCCCGUGAACAACAAACCCCUCUUCACAUAGCCUCCCGUCUUGGAAACGUUGACAUCGUCAUGCUCCUGCUCCAACACGGAGCCAAAGUCGACAACACCACCAAAGACAUGUACACAGCCCUCCACAUCGCGGCUAAAGAAGGUCAAGACGAAGUGGCUGCCUCCUUGAUAGACCACGGAGCCUCCCUCAACGCCACUACCAAAAAGGGCUUCACGCCUUUGCAUCUAGCUGCUAAAUAUGGGCAUUUGAAAGUAGCGAAGCUCCUACUUCAGAAAGAAGCCCCAGUUGAUGCCCAAGGCAAAAACGGGGUGACUCCUCUCCAUGUCGCGUCGCAUUACGACCACCAAAAUGUCGCGUUGUUGUUACUAGAAAAAGGGGCGUCGCCUUAUGCGACUGCUAAAAAUGGACACACUCCUUUGCAUAUAGCAGCGAAAAAGAACCAAAUGGAUAUAGCAAAUACGUUACUGGAGUAUGGGGCUAAACCCAACGCGGAAAGUAAGGCAGGGUUCACGCCAUUGCAUUUGAGUGCUCAGGAAGGUCAUUGCGAUAUGACAGAUCUACUUAUUGAACAUAAGGCAGAUACGAAUCAUAGAGCGAGGAAUGGGUUAACUCCUCUACAUCUUUGUGCUCAGGAAGAUAAAGUUCCGGUGGCGGAAAUUCUAGUAAAGAAUGGAGGAGAAGUUGAUGCUGCUACGAAAAAUGGUUACACGCCUUUGCACAUUGCGUGUCACUAUGGACAAAUUAAUAUGGUUCGAUUUUUGCUCUCACAUGGUGCCAAUGUCAAGGCUAACACCGCUUUGGGUUACACACCUUUGCAUCAAGCCGCCCAGCAAGGUCAUACCAAUAUUGUCAACACUUUGUUGGAAAAUUCGGCGCAACCUAACGCUAUGACAAACAAUGGACAAACGCCCUUGCAUAUUGCCGAAAAAUUGGGCUACAUUACCGUGAURGACACUUUGAAAGUAGUGACUCAACCCUCGUCACCUYUGAGUGCUUCAACCAUUUCCAACGAAGAAAAGUACCGUGUGGUCGCGCCGGAAGCGAUGCAUGAGACUUUUAUGUCAGAUUCGGAGGAAGAAGGUGGAGAGGAUACCGUUUUGGGUGACCAAACUUAUAGAUAUUUGACGGCYGAUGAAAUGAAGAGUCUUGGAGAUGAUUCGCUACCAAUUGAUGUCACGAGAGAUGAGAGAAUAGACUCGAAUAAAAUGGCAACAAAUGCCGAAAAUAUGUUGCCACCACGUCACAUCGAAGACAAUAUUAGUCCUGAACAUGUACAACAGAAUUAUGUGGAGUAUAUCAAAAAAUAUACCCCUGACAACAUCGAUAUCGACAAACAUCCCAUCAAUAUCGGAAAGCUUCACUGGAAGAAAUCAGUCGUAAAAAACCUCAAAACACUACUCUCCGAUAAGUUUUAUUUGAACCGGAAGUUAGUUGCCACGCGACUGGUCUUUUCUGAAACCGUUCGUAUGAAUGCUUUGCUUUUUGCCGCUUCAAACCACUGCAUUUGCUUCCACUUUACCAAAAAAAUGGUCAUAAACCAUCAAGUGCCUGAAUGUGACACGCUUUUUGCUAUUUUUACUUGGGAGGAGCGUCGGGCGUUGCAUGCUUCUAGUGAAUGUCAAGAAGGGGCGAACGAGCAAAGCCGCCACUUUAUUGGCGGGACCACGAGGGCGCAAUGGGAGGACGUGACCGGGUCCACGCCCCUGACUUUCGUCAACGAUUGCGUCUCGUUUACCACAACAGUGUCGGCGCGGUUUUGGCUAAUGGACUGCCGAAAUGUGGGAGAUGCGACUAAAAUGGCAACCGAACUCUACAGGGAAGCCAUUCAUGUGCCCUUCAUGGCAAAGUUUGUCGUGUUUGCAAAACGCGUGGACCCUCUAGAGGCGCGAUUGCGCGUCUUUUGCAUGACUGACGACAAAGAGGACAAGACUCUUGAGCACCAAGAGCACUUCACCGAAGUGGCGAAGAGUCGCGACGUGGAGGUGCUCGAGGGUAAGCCACAGUACAUCGAGUUCGCCGGUAACUUGGUGCCCAUCACCAAGAGUGGCGAGCAACUCCAUGGUACUACUUUGCUCACCAGAGAGGAUACCGUUUUGGGUGACCAAACUUAUAGAUAUUUGACGGCYGAUGAAAUGAAGAGUCUUGGAGAUGAUUCGCUACCAAUUGAUGUCACGAGAGAUGAGAGAAUAGACUCGAAUAAAAUGGCAACAAAUGCCGAAAAUAUGUUGCCACCACGUCACAUCGAAGACAAUAUUAGUCCUGAACAUGUACAACAGAAUUAUGUGGAGUAUAUCAAAAAAUAUACCCCUGACAACAUCGAUAUCGACAAACAUCCCAUCAAUAUCGGAAAGCUUCACUGGAAGAACUUUUUGGUGUCAUUCUUGGUCGACGCRCGCGGCGGGGCGAUGCGUGGAUGUCGCCAUUCGGGCGUCCGUGUCAUAGUACCUCCUCGAUGUGCCUCAAGCCCCACUAGAAUAACCUGCAGAUAUGUACGUCCUCAAAGGACCCCUCACCCGCCUCCAUUGAUGGAAGGCGAGGCCUUGGCCAGUCGAGUCCUUGAAUUGGGUCCCGUGGGAGCCAAAUUCUUAGGGCCGGUAAUAAUUGAGGUCCCGCAUUUCGCCGCUCUUCGUGGCAAAGAACGCGAAAUUGUGAUUCUGCGGUCGGACAACGGCGAGUCRUGGAAGGAYCACACGGUGGAUGCCACUGAAGAGGUCCUCAACGAGGUGCUUCAUGACAGUUUUGAGGCGGAAGAUUUGAACCAACUUGAGGAUGUGUCGUCUGGGAGGAUUACCAGGAUUGUCACGCAGGACUUUCCGCAAUAUUUCGCUGUGGUUUCAAGGAUAAGGCAGGAGGUGCACGCUAUCGGGCCUGAAGGCGGAAUGGUGUCCAGCACAGUGGUACCCCAGGUUCAGGCUGUUUUCCCCCAGGGAGCGCUCACGAAGAAGAUUAAAGUCGGACUACAGGUAAAUCUCUUCAAACCACGCAAAGGGGUGCCGACUGAAAAGUUGCGUAAAAUCACGGUCAACCACAUACCGAAAAAGAAAAGAUCAGUCGUAAAAAACCUCAAAACACUACUCUCCGAUAAGUUUUAUUUGAACCGGAAGUUAGUUGCCACGCGACUGGUCUUUUCUGAAACCGUUCGUAUGAAUGCUUUGCUUUUUGCCGCUUCAAACCACUGCAUUUGCUUCCACUUUACCAAAAAAAUGGUCAUAAACCAUCAAGUGCCUGAAUGUGACACGCUUUUUGCUAUUUUUACUUGGGAGGAGCGUCGGGCGUUGCAUGCUUCUAGUGAAUGUCAAGAAGGGGCGAACGAGCAAAGCCGCCACUUUAUUGGCGGGACCACGAGGGCGCAAUGGGAGGACGUGACCGGGUCCACGCCCCUGACUUUCGUCAACGAUUGCGUCUCGUUUACCACAACAGUGUCGGCGCGGUUUUGGCUAAUGGACUGCCGAAAUGUGGGAGAUGCGACUAAAAUGGCAACCGAACUCUACAGGGAAGCCAUUCAUGUGCCCUUCAUGGCAAAGUUUGUCGUGUUUGCAAAACGCGUGGACCCUCUAGAGGCGCGAUUGCGCGUCUUUUGCAUGACUGACGACAAAGAGGACAAGACUCUUGAGCACCAAGAGCACUUCACCGAAGUGGCGAAGAGUCGCGACGUGGAGGUGCUCGAGGGUAAGCCACAGUACAUCGAGUUCGCCGGUAACUUGGUGCCCAUCACCAAGAGUGGCGAGCAACUCCAGUURUCCUUCAGAGCGUUUAGGGAAAAUCGGCUUCCYUUCUCGGUGAGGGUCAAAGACCAACAUGCGGAAGCCGUCAGUCGGUGUCUUUUUAUGCGAGAACCAAAGUUGCCCAAAGGGGAGCCUCCUCAACAACCUAUUUGUAUUUUGAACAUUGUACUGCCGGAUGAUAUCGUGGUGGACACCAUCUCCUUGACGGAUUCGGACUCUGUGAAGAAAAUUGAYAAUUUCGAUUACUACAGACCGGAUCCACGAUUGGCCGARAUGAGCAACCUCCUGGGCGAAGACUGGGUACCUCUGGCGUCCCAGUUGGGUCUGACGACCUCUGAAAUCAACGUUAUCAAAUCCGAAUACCCGGACAGCGUGGCCAAACAGGCCCAAUCUAUGUUGCGAAUGUGGCUUUCCCAAUCCGGCAACAAAGCCCAGACCAACACUUUAGAAAGUGCGCUUAGGAGGAUAGGAAGAGAGGACAUCAUACCUCAGUGCCUAAACGUCGAAUAUCCGGCUCACGGGAUCAAGGAGAUAGGAAAACAGAGACUGAUAAAGAAAAUUAGUAUAGAACAGAAUCUCUACGAGAGAGACAUAAUGAGAGACUCUGAAAGUGUCGAGUCUCUCAAAAAAGCCGAAGAGGAGAAAAAGAAAGAAAAUUUCGAUAAGUACUCAGCCGAAGAGAAGGUCGUGGAGGAGACGUCUGAUGAAGAAGAUUURAACAAGACGGUGACGGAAAGGCGACAACUGAUCGAGGAACGACUUUCUGUCGAUAGAACCGUUCCGGCGUCUUCGCAACGUGUCGAAAUUGUCCAGGAAAUCAGUUCUAUCAAACGACAGAGUUUGGUCGAGAAUAAAAUAGCCGAAGUCGAGCAGAAAGCCGUAGAAGUCGUCGACGGAAAAACCACAAAAACAUCGAACGAGUUGACGACUUCGCCGACGGUUGAAAAGACGCAAGUGGAUGGAGAGAGGGAAAGGAGGGAUUCAGCCUUGUUGGAGGGUGUCACCCAAAGGUUCGAAAGUACAAAGACGAUGAUGACGAAAAUUGCCUCAACAGAAGAUCCCAAAUCCCCGAAAGUGUCAAAGACUCCACCACCGAGUCCAGCCGACUUCCUGACUCGAGAACAGGCAGCCGCAAUCCAAGCAGCAUCGGCGUCGCCGCAAGACGACGACGACUCGCUGGACACUGACGGCUUCCGCGAAGACCAAUGUCUGUUAGAAACCCCAACUCCGGGUGAAGACACCUCGAUCGAGGGCAAAGACUACUUAUCGAACUAUCGAACCGGAGAUAUCGACUUGGAAGAAGUAACUCCAUACGACGACAUCCGUCAGUAUUACCAACAUCAAGCGAAAUUAUUCUCCGGCACGCGCAAGCGUCUAGCAUCAACGGAAGAUUUAGACGUUGACGCUUCUAAUCCUUCCAUUGACAAUAAUCUGCCUUCCAAUCGUGAUAUUGCUCGUGUGUGUAGAUAUAGCGAAUCCGAUCCUGUUUUACGACCGGGCGAGUUGAAAAUCAAAGGCUUCCAAUCGCCAGAAGAGAAAGGUGCUAAAGAUUCGAAAAAACCAGAAGACUGGGAACGAAAAGAGAGAAAGACUGUUGAAAGAUUGCAUGGAGGAGGAGGCAAAGGCAAGAUACCUCCUAACGAAGAAGAAUUUCGAAUUAAAACAACUCCUGAUAAAAAAAUUGCAGUAGUUUAUUCUGAAAGUAGGAACGAGGAGUAUGCGAAUCAGGUCAGCAGGAGUACAUCACCACUGACGAAUAAAGAAAUCGCCCCCACUCCCGAAACCACACCCAAACCCCAUCCCACUCCCACACUAGAACUUGUGAUUGGCCGGAAAGAAGUCCGGACCAAAGAAGCCUCAGCUACGGCCGAAAGUCGACUUACACUGUAUGGUACUAACGACGUUGAAAUUUCGAUAAAGUCGCAGUCACACAUUUCGGUCACGACGACUCGACGCGACGAAUCAGGGGUCGAAACUUGCGAAACUGUAGACGUUGGUGUUUCUAACACCACUGAAAAGGGGAGAAAAUCGGAGGAAAAAGAUAAAUAUAUUAUCCCACCACCGGCUAUCGAAACCGUUCAAAAGAAACGCGAAGAAACUGUAAAUUUCAGCGGUACGAAACUGAUCUACACUUAUGACAAUUCGACUGAAAAAGACGAUUCUCAAGGUUCUGUAGGUACUGAAAGUUUUUCGCAUCACGUGACCGAUACAGGGAUUUCACUAACUCGGGGAACUACCGAAACUAUGACAAGUCCAGUUUCUAAACCUCCUGAUGUACUACAUGGAUUACAGACGACAGGGUUUGUAUCAGACACUGCAGUAGAUGUUGAAUUGGAAGAGUGCGAAUGCACUGACGCCGGUUUGAGUCCGAUCCAAGCCGACGAAAGUCUCCCUCAAGAACCUUAUUUUGAGGAAGAAGUCCAUUUCGUCGACGCUAACACAAGUCCUAUCGAAUUUCCCGAAUCGGCAUCUAUUGCUUUGUCGCAGGUUGAUACAUCCGAAGCGGGUACUCUUACCGAUCAAGUUGAUACGAAAGAUGCAUCCAGUAGUCCCAUCAAACCGGAAGAAAGCCCACCUUCACUCUCGGAUAAAAUUAAAGAUGAAGAAAUUUUGAAGAGUCGGAGAGGGUCAGGUGAUGUUAAAGCCAAAGUUAAACUUCUAGAGCAAACUAUAAAAUCGCCGAGUCAUGUUAUUAAACGCAAAAAGGAGGUUUUGGAUUCUGAAGAUGAAAUAAGUAGUAUGAAGGAUGAAGACUACAAGGGUUCGAAUGAGACUUUAGCUCAAAUUGAUGACGAUUACGACAAGACUGAAACCGUAUCCGAAGAAAUCGAUUUAAAGACAAAACAUACGAAACAUGUAGGUCGCAAAAUAGCAGAACUGCAGAAAAUUUUCUCAGGUUCUAGUGACUUGGAAGAUGAUGAUGUGUCUAAGCAAACGCACAAGUCGGGUAAAAUUCGGGAGAAAAUUGAAAUUGUCACUAAGGAAGAAAAAGUCAAGACUGAAACAGAACCCGUGAGUGGGUCUAAAGUCAUAGCCAACGGCUUUGAUACUUCGGACAAGUCUGAAGAAAUUGAAUCGAAAUCAGUGAGAGACAAACGAGCUUUGUUUGAGGAACUAAUCUCAAAAUCUCAGGAAGGUACUCCCAAAAAAACAGUACCACAUGAACGGCCUUACACUGAGAAAGAAUUAAGCGAAUGUGCACGAAGAAUUGAGGAAGAAAUUGUGGUGGAACAGAAAACUAGUCCUAGGAGACGUAUUAAAGAACUCUCACAAACUUUUCAAGGGGAGAAGUCGACAUUCCCCGUUCCUGUCUGUGAGCCACCGUGCGAAAAAAUCAUAAUUGAACACAAAACACCGUCACCUUUGACCCAAGAAAUUGAAACUGAAUCGUCAGUUGUAGAGAGUAAAGUCGCGAAAGAAAUGGAAAAUGUUUUCAAGACCCAAGCUGAGAUUAUUGAAAGUAUAAGUGGGCAAAGUUUAGAAGUGUGUGAGGAGCCGUGCAUUUGUGAGUCUAAGCCACAAGGCGAGGAACCUCUUUCUGAAAGUCAUAUAAUUAAGGAAGCGUUGGUUGCAAACGCGAAAUUGCUCACGACUAUUGCUUUACCUCCGCAGGUGUUGGAGGCAGAGCCUACGAAAUUAGACGAGGUUAUAUCUCAGGUUGAAGUGAGUGAGGAGUUGGAAAAGGAGAUUUUGCAGCAGAGAAUGAAGAAGGAAAUGGAAGCGAAUAAAAAGUCACUGCAGUUGGAUACAAAAGAGAGGAUUCCGAGAAUUAGUGAAAGACAAGUUCAGAAGCUUAUGUCUGAAGUUUUAGAAGCCACGAUGCAAAUCAGAGCGGAAGUUAAAGAACUGAAACCGGAUUUGACUCCGACUCCUGAAGGACAGUUGAUUUCGAUUGUAAGUUCAUCAUCCAUGGAUCACAUUAGGGAUUUGGAACAGAUUGAAGAAGAAGGUCAUGUAAAGCAAGUGCAAAAAACUAGUGAAAUGAAUAAUGUUGUGGAUGCUAAUGAUGUUGAUUAUGUCUAUGAUGAUAUGUUCGGUGAAGACGAGGUAGGUACUGUAAAAAAGGAGAUUCGUCGCAAAACACGUCAAAUUUCUGGUGAUGUGCAUUUACUUUCACCAGUGAAAGAAGUGAAAAUUCUACAUGCGGUAGGAAGGGAAUUGCCAAUGACAGAUACCGACUACCAAAAAGAAACAGAAAAGUUAGAUCAGUCUGAGGAAAAAGAAAAACCGGACACAGUCAAGUUUUCUUGCGAUAGUAAAAAUUUAAUUGCCAAAAUGGUAGAGGAGUAUGAAGUGUCUGAUAUAAAGCAGAGAAAACAACUGAUAAACCAGUCACAAAUGCAAAUUAGGUCCUCAUCAAAUUUUGACAAUUUUGACGAGAAACAAAUGUUUAAAAAUGAUAUCUAUUUAAAAGACACAACGAUUCAGGAAGAGAAAAAUGAAAAAUCAAACGUUAAAACAAAAUCCAUAUUAGAAGAGAAAACAACCAGUUCUGAAGAACAACUACAAAUUGAGAAUAUCAUGAAAAGCACAAAAUUGAAUGAUAAGGUUUUAAAAGAAAAUGAAACACUCCUUCAAGUGGCAACUGAAAGAAAAGAGCUAUCAGGAAAUGUGUUGGAAAAGACAUUCGAAGAAAUUACUAAUACGAAACACGAAAUUACGGAAACUAAGCAUGAGAAAGUAAUAACGAAAAAAAUAGAGGCUUUUUCACCUAAAGACAAAACUCCUACACCCAAAAAACUUUCUGAGGUAAAACUCAAACCUGACGAAAUUACGGAAAAGGUGGAAUCACCUGAGAAGGAAGUAAUAUUGAAAGAAGAAAAGGCUUUAACUCCUAAAGACAAAACUCCUACACACGAAAAACCCUCUGAGAUAAAACUCAAGCCUGAUGAAAUUACUGAAAAGGAGAAAUCGCCUGAGAAAGAAGAAGUACUGAAAGAAGAAAAGGCUUUAACUCCUAAAGACAAAACUCCUACACCCGAAAAACCUUCUGAGAUAAAACUCAAGCCUGAUGAAAUUACUGAAAAGCAGAAAUCGCCUGAGAAAGAAGAAAUAUUGAAAGAAGAAAAGGCUUUAACUCCUAAGGACAAAACUCCUACACCCGAAAAACCCUCUGAGAUAAAACUCAAGCCUGAUAAAAUUUCUGAAAAGGAGAAAUCGCCUGAGAAGGAAGUAAUAUUGAAAGAAGAAAAGGCUUUAACUCCUAAGGACAAAACUCCUACACCCGAAAAACCCUCUGAGAUAAAACUUAAGCCUGACGAAAUUACAGAAAAGGAGAAAUCGCCUGAGAAAGAAGUAAUAUUGAAAGAAGAAAAGGCUUUAGCUCCUAAAGACAAAACUCCACCCGAAAAACCCUCUGAGAUAAAACUUAAACCUGACGAAAUUACGGAAAAGGAGAAAUCACCUGAGAAAGAAGUAACAUUGAAAGGAGAAAAGGCUUUAACUCCUAAAGACAAAACUCCUAUACCCGAAAAACCCUCUGAGAUAAAACUCAAGCCUGAUGAAAUUACCGAAAAGGAGAAAUCGCCUGAGAAGGAAGUAACAUUGAAAGAAGAAAAGGCUUUAGCUCCUAAAGACAAAACUCCACCCGAAAAACCCUCUGAGAUAAAACUCAAGCCUGACGAAAUUACGGAAAAGGAGAAAUCGCCUGAGAAAGAAGUAACAUUGAAAGAAGAAAAGGCUUUAGCUCCUAAAGACAAAACUCCUAUACUCGCAAAACCCUCUGAGAUAAAAUUCAAAACUGACAAAAUUACGGUAAAGGAAAAAUCGCCUGAGAAAAAAGAAGUAUUGAAAGACGAAAAGACCUUAACUUCUAAACACAAAAUGCCUACACCCGAAAAACCCUCUGAGAUAAAAAUCAAACAUGACGAAAUUUCGGAAAAGGAGAAAUCGCUUGAGAAAGAUGUAAUAUUUAAAGGGGAAAAGGCUCCUAAAGACAAAACUCCUACAUCUGAAAAACCCUCUGAGAUAGAACUCAAGCCUGACAAAAUUACAGAAAAAGAGCAAUACCCUGAUAAAGAGGAAUUAUUGAAAGACGGAAAGGCUUUAACUCCUAAAGACAAAGCUUCUACACCCGAAAAACCCUCUGAGAUAAAACCCAAAUCUGACGAAAUUACAGAAAGGGAGAAAUUGCCUGUAAAAGAAGAAGUAUUUAAAGAUGAAAAGGUUUUAACCCCUAAAGACAAAAUACCUACACCCUCUGAGUUAAAACUCAAAACUGACGAAAUUAAGAAAAAGGAGAAGUCACAUGUGAAAGAAGAAGUAUUGAAAGAGAAGGAGGCUUUUAUUCUUCAAGACAAAUCCCCUACACCGGAAAAACUUUCUGAGAUAAAACUCAAACCUGACGACACUACAGAGAAGAAGGAAUUGCUUGAGAAAGAAAAGGAAGUUUUGAGAGAGGAAAAUGCUCGCUGUCCUAGAGACAAAACUUCACCGGGAAAGAUCUCUGAGAUAAAACUAAGACCUGACAAAAUUACGAGAUCGCCAAGCAAGGAACAAGUACUGAAAGAGCAAAAGGCUCCUUUUAAAUACAAAACUCAACUUUCAACUGAACAAAUAAUUGAGAUUACACACGAAAUUAAGGAAACUAUAGAGGGGAAAUUUGAAUGUAAUGAGGAAAUUGCUCCUUCUACUAAACGUAAAACACCUCCACACGAAAUUAUUGAGACAGAGAAAUUACUUGAAAAUAAAGAUAUAAAAACUGACAUGGCUCCCUUCCCCAAGAAGAAAUCUCCCACUUAUGAAAAUUUAACUGGGGUAAAACAGGAGCUUCAGGAAAUUGGAUGUGAGGCCUUAAUAUCGAAGGAGAAACAAACGAUCGAGAAAGAAUCCAAUGCAUGCUUAGGAGCGACAGAUUUACAUGAUGAAGAUCUGUCUAACAAGACAUUUUUAUCCAAAGACGAUGAAUUUCGGGCAACAAAACAGAAUAUCGCUGAACUUGUAGCUAAAAGGGAGGCGUCUUUUGAAACAUUUUUCGAGAAACAACGUUGUAGAAAAGUAUCAGAACACGUGGAAUUUGAUAGCAAAGUAACUAAGGAUAUUAAAAAUGAUUCGGCAAUAAAAUCAGGAGAAAGUGAAAGAGAUACAAUUACGCUUUCCAAAUCUGAGAAAACUUCAGCUACAAGUAAAGACUUGAAAGUUACUUCUACAGGUGAUGACAAGUCUGCCUACUUUUCUUUUACUUCACAAGAAGGCUCUGAUGGUAGUCAAUAUAAACAGAUCGAUUCAUUAAAUGUUAAACAAAGUCGUUCAGAUUCUACUAGCAAGUUUUCUGUGUUAGACACAUCUAUUCACGGGGAUAAUUUAGAAAUUAUAGACAGAUUGUCUCAAUCUAUAGGAAUUCAUAAACACACUGAAUUUAAAUCAUUAUCAACUACAACCGAUACUUGUGAAUACAUAUCUGAGGAUACUGCAAAAUUGGAUCAUUUCGAGGGGAAAUCUCAAUUAGAAACAACAACUUCUUCCCGAGCUUCCAUAGUCGAUACUGAUUCUGAGUCGUCAAACCUCUCGUCAUUCAUAGGUCCCAAAUCCGUUUUAACUCACAAGGAAAUCACUUCCGCAUCUGCAUUUGAUUCUACCUCAACAGCAACUGAAGUUCCUACGGCACCAACGGACACCAUUCAUAAAGGUACUGAAGUUUCGGAAGUAGAUCGUAUGAUUUCUAAACCUCCUGUACCUGAUAGUAAAUUAGAGGCUGUUGCUGUGACUGCCAUUAGUCAGCUAGAUUGCGAUAGAACUCAUUCUUCUUAUCAUAAGAAAACUGAUUUUAGUCACGAUAGUUCCGCCAUAGAUGAAUACAUUACUUCCGAUGAAAUUUCAUACUUAAGCUCAGGGUUACAUAGUGAUUCUGCAAAAUUAUCCGAAACUGAAGCCGAAUUAAUAUUUUCCGAGACCGAUUCAUCGGCGAGAAUCGAAGCUAGUAAAAGAGCUACAAGUGAUUCAAUACCGGAGGCUCCAAUAAGCGAUUCUCAACCUGUCGUUGUUAUGACAGACGACAUAAUUGAAGUAACUUUGCAAAAUGGCUUUGAUAGUGAUCAUAAAAAGUCUUCCGAAGUUGUAGUAGAGGAGAGUAAAGUUAAAAUUGGCAAAAGUAAGCAGAAAGUUAGUGAUACAACGAAAGUAAUGAAACCCAAAAAGAAAAUUACAAAAGCUACCCCAAAAUUGCGUUCUUUUAAAACUGAGAGUGACGCUGAUGUGAGUUCUGAUGACGACAAAUUUAUUCAAAAAACUAGAACUACGAAAAGUACCACAGUUACAUCGAAAAAACCGCAAGUUUCAGGUAUUCCAAAACGUGUAAAAUCAACUAGUUCUGUUACGACUGAAAGUACCAAAACUACACAUCAGUAUUUGAAGAAAAAAAUAAAAGAACCUGAAACGACUCCGAUACGUACAGUGCGCAAAUAUGACACAAAAGUUCAUGGUUACAUGCAAUCGACUUUAUCACGUGACAUGAAAAUCGAUAAACAAAUUAAAGAAAAAGAGACGUUAUUGCAAAAGGGCACCAAAAAUAAAAAAGAAAUGGAUAAAAUCAACGAGAAUUUGAAAAGUAGUCUAAAAUCGAAAACAGAGACGCGUAAAACCGAGACAAGACAUGCAUAUCAACGAACUACAUUUUCUUCGGAACGAAAAGUUUCCAGUUCUAGGGAAGGUACUCCUGUUAAAUCUAAACCCAAGAAAACUGAGGAAACUUUGAAAAAGCCUCCGAAAAAGAAGGAAUCUAAGACUGUGGUACUUGAUAGCAAUAAAUAUGCCGAAACUCGGGCUAAGUCUAAAACUACCACACCUGGUGAUAGUAAGGCCACCACAUUGCAGAAAAGCGAAGUGAUUUUUAUAAGAGACAGCCCUAAACCGAGUGCCUCUCCUACUAAACUUAAACGUACCGUAAUUAUCGAUCAAACUAAAAAAGAAAAAGAGAAAUUUUCGGACGUUUCCGAUAGUGAGAAAGUGGUGCAAUUCUCGGAUCGUAUCCGAAGUCAAUCAGUCAUUCCUUCAACUUAUCAAGAACUAAUCUCAAAAGAGAGGAAAGAAAGUGUGAGUCCGACAUCUUUACCGGGUAGUCCAAUCCGGGUACGAUCGGCCAACGGUGGUACCAAAGUCAUAACGUCGGARGUUUUCACUCGGACUCAAAACUACACCGGAUCUAUCGAAGUCAUCUACCGCCAACCGUAUGAAAACGUCCGAAAAAUAGCCAGUACUCUUAAAAACGAAACUGAGAUGUCACUAAUUGACACAACUGACUCGAGUUUGUCCGAAAGUGUGGCUUUGCCAAGUCCUCCUUCAGAUCAUGAUGUCAGUUCGGACACCAAUGGCCGUUUCCGGUCCCUCUCUCCGAYUUCCCCCCGGAAACGCAAAUCACUCGAAUCAAUUAAUGAAUCCGAUCAUCGCGUCUCUGAUAUAAUCCCUUGUACGGAGAUUGUAGAAGAAGAAAGUUGUGCCAUCCCAAGACAGUUGGUGAUGUCGCAGUACCAGGAAAUGGGGCACAGCGCCGAAGAGCGUCUCUCGCCCAUAAUCGACGUGAAAGUCGUUUCGCCGUCGCGAAUCAAAUAUCAGUUCGAUUAUGAGGAUAGAGGCGAUAAGGAUGAGACAAGAUCAGAGUGGGAUGUCUCAAAGAAGUCAGCAUCACAAGAAGAAGCACCACAGGACGCAGAACAGCAAGGAUUGUCAACCACGACCGAACGUUUAGUAGCUAGUAACGAAGAAGCAUUGCUAKACAAACCUUUAGGCCAGCAGCUUACUGGUUUAUCUGUCAUUGACGAUAAUUUAGUUACCGAUUUAAAAACCGUACUCGAACAAACUAACGCUUUUAUCCAAUCUGAGUCACAACCGGAACCGUAUGACGCGCUUGCGGAAAAAUAUACGAGAAAAGAACCAAUCAAUGUACGAAAAGUCGAUGAUCAUAAAAAUAACAUGAACGAAAAGAAGAAAGCUAAGAAGGGUUUCUUUGGCUCUAUCAAAACAUUUGUCGAACGGUCAUUCGAAUCCGAUUCUGAGUCAGAGAAAUCGCCGAAAAAGUCCAAAAAACCUAAAAAAGAGAAAAAGAAGAAAACCAAAGAUGAGAAGGCAACCGAACAAGAUUUGCCACCAAGGAAACCAAAAUUGCCAACACCACCAUUGGCACCUAGUGACAUUGAUAGUAUUCCUUUUGCUGAAGCUUCAGUUUCUGAUUUACCCCCGCCAUACAAACCACCGGAUGUACCAAUUAACGAAGAACAAGUUCCAGUCACUGACCUAGAUGCUGAUCUUGAUGUUCAGGUAACUGAACAAACUCCAAAACCAACUGAAAUAAAAGAAAAAGUUCAAGAACAAGUCUUGAAAGAUAAGAAAAAAGGCAAAGCAAAAACUGUUGUUGUACAAGAAGUCACAAAAACAAUCGAGCCUUUGGUAAUAGAAGCAGAAGAAUUUUCAAUAGUUGUUGAUCCCACCAAGAAAGAAUCUCCGAAAAAAUCAAAAGAAACGUUUACUAUUAAUAUUGAUCAAACCAUAGAAAAGAAGGAAAAAGAAAUUUUAGAAAAAUCUCCAAUCUUGUCCGAAGAAAAAAUAAUGAAACCUUUUGCUGCUCUGGAACAGAUUGAUGUCCCAGUCAGACCACCAAGAACUAAAGACCAYAUAUAUGAAGAUAUCGAGGAUCCUGCAAAAGUUUCACAAGAUGUCAUCAAGGAAGUAACUACAAAUUUGAUUCAAAAUGAGAUGAAUAAUUGUGCUUGGUCUGAUGUUACUCCCGCUCUUCAAAAAGUACAGAAAGAUGAUGAAGCACAAAAAGAAAUUGUUGAAAAGCAUGACAAAGAAAUUUUGAAAGAGAAAGAGAAGAAGGAUGAAAAGAAGAGUGGAUUUUUCAGUUUGUUUAAGAAACGGGAUUCAAAGAAAGAUGACGAAAUGCCCAUUAUUGAGAAGGUUGAGAAGAAUGCACUUUCUGAAGAAAUAUUGAAAGAUAUGGAUGAUUCAAAGAAAUUUAUUUUGGAUGAAGUAGAAAAUUACCAUGAUGUGCGUCCAUUUCCAGCAAAAGAAAGUAUGACGGAAACUGUUGCUUCUACUAUUAAGUCAGAAACAGAAGAAACGAAAGCAGAAGAACGCAAGGUAGAAGAAUCAAAAGUACAAUCUGAAGGUUUCUUUGGUUUAUUCAAGAAACCCAAAAAAGACGAAAAACCUGCUGAGAAGAAAGAUACUGAGAAGAAAGCCAAGAGAGAUGAGAAGAAGCUAGAAGAAAAGAAGUUGGCUGUGAUUUUGUCGGAAGAAGUGCUUAAAAAUAUAUUGGAUUCAAAACGGUUUUUGGAAGGUGAAAUACAAAAUUACCAUGAUGUCAGACCUGAUGACGCUAAAAUGGAAGAAAAAGUUGUACAUGAAGAGACACCAAAGCACAUUAUUGAAGAGUCUUCACCUAAAAAAGUUACGGAUGCAAAAAAAGAAUCGUCACCUAAACCAUCUGGACUUUUUGGUCUUUUCAAAAAAUCAAAAGAUACAGAGGUAGAACAACCUGUGAAAGAGGUAAAGGAAACUGAACAAAUCUUGACUGCUGAAAUAGAAAAGCCUGAAAAACCAAAGCUCGAACCUGAAGAAAAGAAAGUUGAAGAGGUUGAGAAAACCACCGCUGAAGCUGCUGAAACUCAAUCCGGCGGUUUCUUUGGUUUCUUGAAAAAAUCUAAAAAAGAAGAAGAAGCUGCACCAGCACAACCUCAGUUGUCAGAAUCUGUGGUCAAAGAUAUGACCGAUACUAAACAAUUCUUAACUGCCGAAGUACAAAAUUACGAAGAUGCUCGACCUUUAAAAGAAGAAGUGUUUAGUGAAGAAAAAACGACAGAGUCUGCGGAACAACCGUCUUCUGGUUUCUUUGGUUUAUUCAAAAAAAACAAAAAAGAAGAUGAGAAGAUUGCCCCGGAAAAAGUAACUAAAGAGGUCGCAGUUGAAGAAAAGCUUGUCAAAGUUGCGACUGAAGAAGAAAAAACGAAGAAAGUCGUGGAAGAGGCGAGGGAAUCUUCACCAAAACCAGGUUUCUUCGGUCUCUUCAAAAAAUCGAAGAAAGACGAAGAAGAAACAAUUCCAACAAAACCGCCUCUAUCAGAUUCUGUCUUGAAAGAUAUAAAAGAGACCACCCAGUUUUUAUCACAUGAAAUAGAUAAUUAUCAUGAUGUAAAACCUGUGAAAUUUGCACCAAUUUUAGAAGAAAAAAUUGAAAAGUCUCGGGACGACACGGUGGAAUCUUCACCUAAAUCUUCAAGAGGACUCUUUGGCAUUUUUAAGAAAUCGAAGAAAGACCAAGAAGAAAUACCUGAAAAUAAAAAUCCGGUUCUCUCUGAGGCAGCUUUGAAAGAUAUGAAUGAUACACGUUUAUUUUUGCAAACAGAAAUUGACAGUUAUCAUGAUGUAAAACCGGCGAAAUUUAAAGCAAUUAAAGAAGUGAAAGUUGAUAAGGAUGUUGAUGAACCACAAGAACUUUCUCCCAAAUCACGUGGCCUGUUUGGUAUAUUCAAAAAAACAAAGAAAGAUCGGGAAGGAUCAGUUGAAGCAAAACCUGUAUUGUCUGAAAGUGUUUUGAAGGAUAUGAAAGAUACAGACGAAUUUUUAUCAGUGGAAGUAGAAAAUUAUCAUGACGUUAGAGCUCCCGAAGAACAAAACCAAAAAGCAACAGAAAUAAAUGUAGAAUCUUCCGCUAAACCAUCCAUGGGUUUGUUUGGUAUCUUCAAAAAAUCUAAGAAAGAUGAAGAAGUUAAUGAACCUACUAAGCCCUCCGAUUCUGUUGAAAAAGAAGUAACCAAAACCGAAAUUGAAAAACAAGUUGAAACUACACUGGACAAAUCUAAUUUGCUUGAUGAGGAAAAAACAGCAAGGUCAAUUGAAGAAAGAACUGAGUCAUCACCAAGUCGUGGCUUAUUUGGCAUUUUCAAAAAACCCAAAAAGGAAGAAGAUUUACCAGAAACCAAACCUACGCUUUCUGAAGAAGUAGUCAAAAAUAUUGCUGAUACUGACACAUUUCUGACUGAGGAAGUGAAAAACUAUGAUGAUGUUAUACCCGAAAAAUCUGCUUUGAUUGAUGAAGAGAAAAUUACAAAAACGGAAAAAGAGAGGACCGAAUCUUCACCAUCUCGAGGAUUAUUCGGUAUCUUCAAAAAAGUCAAAAAGGAAGAAGAACCUUUAGGAACAAAGACAACACUUUCAGAAGAGGUUGUUAAGGAUAUUAAUGACACCACUCAAUUCUUAACUGAAGAAGUAGUAAAUUAUCAUGAUGUAAUGUGCGAAAAGUCUGUUUCGAUCGAUGAAGAAAAAGUUACAAAAGUGGUGGAGGAGCGCACAGAAUCUUCACCAUCUCGGGGAUUAUUUGGAAUUUUCAAAAAGACUAAAAAGGAAGAAGAACCUUCAGAAGCAAAAACAACACUUUCAGUAGAAGUUGUAAAGGAUAUUAAUGAGACCACUCAAUUUUUAACUAAAGAAGUAGAAAAUUAUCAUGACGUAAAACCUGAAAAAGCGAUUUCAGCUGAUAAAGAAAAAAUAACGGAAGUAGUAGAAGAAAAAACCGAAUCUCGUGGUUUGUUUGGAAUUUUCAAAAAAUCUAAGAGAGAAGAAUCAAUAGAACAAAAAACAGCUAUUUCUGAUGAGGUAGUAAAGGAAAUGGCUGAUACUAGUAAAUUUUUSAGUGAUGAAGUGGAAAAUUAUCAUGAUGUUAAAACUGAAGCAACGGUCGUUGAAACUACUGAAGAAGCAAAAGCUGCACCUGUGGAAGAACAAAAAGUUUUAAAAUCAACUGAAGAACAAACAGAAUCUUCACCUUCACGCGGAUUGUUGGGCAUUUUCAAAAAAUUUAAAAAGGAGGAAGAAAGUCCAGAUGUAAAAAGCGCUCAACAAGAUGUUAAAAAAACACAAGAAUUUAUUUCCACUGAAGUAACAAAUUAUCAGGAUGUUAAACCGGGGAUUACUGAACUGGAAAUAGUUACGCCAAAAGAUGUUAAUGACGACGAAACGAAACAGGAAGCCAAGGUUGGGUUCUUGUCAAAGUUUAAGAAAACUAAGAAAAAGCCAAGCUUGACUGAAACACAACUCUCGGAAGAAGUACUGAAACAAAUGGACGAAACAAAGAAAUUUAUAUCUACUGAACUCGAAAAUUAUGAAGUUGCAAUAACCGAGAGUGUUGAUAAAGAUAAAAAAGAAGAAAAAACUGUCACUUUUGAGGACACUAAAUCAAAGAUGGUGACAGAGAUUCAUCUUCCUCAGGUUGAAGUUGCUCAUGUAGUUGAGAUGGCACCUAAAGAUGUGACAGAUGUCAUCAAAGAGCCUGCAGAGGAAAUUAAGGAAACAACAGAGAUUAUUGCAAAAGAAAUAACUCAGACACAACAAGCUGAAGAAAAAGAAGUAAAGUUAAAGAAAGAUAAACUAGGUAAAGAGAAAAAAGGCAAAAAGUUUAACAUAUUUGGAAAGAAGUCCAAGUCUCAGGAUGCCUCUUUUGAUGAAAAUAGAGGAAAAAUAGAAGUAGAAAGUGAAGGAUCACCAAAAAAACAAAAAAGGCGUAAAAGCAGUAGCCCGUUUAAGUUUUUCGAAAAAAUGAAAAAGAGCGAAGAAGAAGUCAAAGAAACUGAAACUGAUGAACAACCUCAAAUCCAUGCUAGAACUGAAACUGUCACUAAAGAAGAACCAAAAGAUGAUUUGCUGGACAUUGAGUUUGAAAAGGAACCUGCAAUAAAUUUAAGCGAAGAAGUUUUAGGUAGUUUAGAGAAGAAAAUGGAGGAAUUAAAAAAGAAAUAUUCACCUGAAGUUCAAAAACAAAUCAACGAUUGUCGCGAUUUUCUAUUUAUAGAAGUUGAUAACUAUGAAGAUGCUAAACCUGUGGUUGUUACCGAUAUUGAUUCUGAAAUAAUAUCAACUGACGCUACUAAAGCUGUUGAUGAAAUUAUUAAUGAAGCGUCAAAAGUUAUUGAAGAUGGUAAAAGCCAAGCUAGCACUGUAAAGUCUGAAGUUGUAGAGAUUUUCACAAAGAGUGACUCUGAAAGUGAAGACGGAAAAAAGAAGGAAAAGAAAAAAGACAAAAAAUCUGGAGGAUUCUUCUCCAAACUAGGAAGUUUGAUCUCAGGAAGCGUUGACGAGGCUAAGAGUGAAAUUGAAGAAGCUAAAAAGGGAGCUGAAAAAACAGCCGCUAAAACUAAAGCAACAACUCAGAAAACUGUAGAUACAACAGUUAAAAGUGUCCAAGGUAAAGUUGAAAAAACACAAGACUCAUUGGUCGAACAAAUUAAAGAAAUUGAAGAAAUUAAAGAUAGUUCUAUUGCUACGACUUCUCAAAAGAUUGAUGAAGCAAAAAUGGGAAUCAUAGAUCUAAAAGAGUCACUACUGGAAACAAUUACAAAAACUGGAAAAAAAAUUGAAGCCAUUAAAAAGGACACCGCAGUUAAGACUGGAGACAUGAAAGAUGCAACGAUGAAAAAAGUCGAUGAUGUUACAGAAAGUGCACAGACGGCUUUUGAAAAAUCAAAAUCUGACAUGUCGCAAAAAAUUCAAAAAGUAGAAGAAACAACAAAAGAAAUUAAGAAGAAAACUGAAGAAAGUAUAAGAACUGCUCAAAACUCUGCUGUCAGGAAGUCUGACGAUUUACARAAGGAUAUCAAACACAAAGUAGCAGACGAAAAGAGUCAUCUAGAACAAAAGAUAGGUAAAACAGUUGAAGGGUCUACAAAAAUUUUAAAAGAAUUUGAGAAAACAACGGAUGAAGUGGUAAAAGCAACGGUAGAGAAAGCAGAAGAUGUUAAGACUAGUGGACAACAAUUUUCUCAACAAGUCGUUGAAACCACCAAACAGAAGACUGAAGAAGUAAAACAUGAUGCCGAGAAAGCAAAAGCUUAUAUCGAAAGUGUAGGGAAACAAAAAAUURAUGAUUUAGACAAAACAAUAGAAGACAUGAGAGCCAGAAUUGAAGACGAAGUUAAAGAUAUUCAACAUUCAACUCAACAUAACAUUGAUGAUUUAGAAAAUGUAAAACAUAAAGCAAUAAAGGAUAUUGAAGCGGUGGCUAAACAAAAAUUUKAUGAAAUUGAGAAAACAAAAGGAGAUAUAGAAGGCUCUAUUGCAGAGAAAGUUGACGAUUUGAGUAAGACGGCUGCACAAAAAGUAAAUGGAUUUGAAAAAAUUAAAGAAAGUAGUAAACAAGCAGCUGCACAACAAAUAGAAGAACUGUCACAAGUUAAAGAGACAAUUGAYCAGGAUUUGAGAUCUGCAACCACGAAAAAAAUUGACGACGUUACAAAAUUCAAAGAGGAAAYUGGAGACACUGCUAAAGAAAAAAUGGAAGACGUCGCAAAAACGUCUUCUAAAAUUGGGGWUGAUCUGACCAAAGCCAAGGAUAAAGCUCAAGAAGCAAUUGCUAAAAAAAUAGACGAAGUUGCUAAAGAUAAAGGUAAUAUUAAAARUACGAUAGAAAGUAAAGCAGAAGAUUUACACAAGGAGACUAUCAAAAAAAUAGAAUGUACACUUGCCGAACUGACUACAGUAAAAGAAAAUACAAAAGAACUUUUGACGGAAACAGCCGACGAAUUUGCCGCUGCAAAACAAAGCGCAAUCGAAAGAUUAUCUAAAGCUCAAGAUGUGUCGUAUCUAUCCGAAGCAGAAAUGGGAAAAAUUAUUCACAUAACUGACGAUACAGAACAAAAAAUGACUGAAGAUGUUGGAGCAAAAGUUACGGAUAAGUCUAUGUCGAAGCAAAAGGAUUCUAUCACUGAAACCGUAGCUCAAAAGACAAACGAAGUAUCUAAAACAGCUGCAAAGAAAGUCGACGAUUUAUCAACGACUAUUGGUUUGGGAGAAGAAGCAGUAAACGGCUUUCAAAAAUCAACAUCAGAAAAGUUGAGUAAAAUCGACAAGACUAAAGAAGAAGCUAUCGCCGACCUUUCAAAAUUGAAGGAAAGUACUUCAGGGACUCUGACUCAGUUAACAACAGAAACUGCAAAAUCAAAAGAAAGUGCAAUUGAAGAUUUAAUGAGAAUAGAACAAAGUCUAAAAGACACAUCUUCACAAAUUGCAAGUGAACUCUCAAAGGGAGUUUCACAAAAAAAGGAUGAUUUUCAAACAGCAAGACAGAAAGCUAUUGACGAUAUUGAAAAAAUAAAGGGAAGUGUUACUAAAAUUGAUGAUAUUCCCAAAGGUACUGCAAAAAAAGUUCGAGAAGAAGUUGAUCAGCAAAAGAAAGAACUUGAUGAUGAAUUAUCAAAAUUAACAUCUUCAUUAGAACAGUUAUCAGAACCUGUCGUGAAAGAUAUACAAACUGUAAAAUCAUACGUUACUUCACCCACAAUGGCACGACGAGCCGAGUCACAGAGGUUUUCUCGUGAAGAGCGACCAAUAGUUCGUGAAGUGAAAAGUGGACAACAAGAUGAAGAUAGCGAUGAAGAGCACUACACUGUGACCGAGCCAGAAGAUGUGGAAGAUAAGAAACGCAAACCUUUAUUUCAUUUAGAAUCUGAAGACGAUGAUUCUUUCGAGGUGGCUAAAGGUGCUAAAGAUAGACGCGACAGUGUUAAGUCAAAUGUUUUGGAGACUUUGAGUGAAAAAAAGUUGGAUAAUUUACUGAGCGACUUGGAGGUUCAGUUGGUGAAGGAUUUAGACCGGUCAGUGACUGAAGUGAAAGACAAAGGCGAAAGUAAAUUGACUAAAGCCGAAUUAGASUUAGAAACGAUUAAAAAAGACUCGCAAGUUGAUGUCGACCAGAUCGAGCAAAAAUUACGUGACUUGGACAAAGCGUUAGAUUCUCUAGAACAGGCGUCCGAUCCUAAGCUUGAGAAAAAGUUGCAUAGGGUCGAACGCAAGUUCGAACGGAUGGCGUCUGAAGUAAUGGACAAAGACGUUGCGGGAGCGUCACCAACCGAGGUCGAGGCGCGUCGUGAGAACGAAUUUCAAAAACUCGUCUCGCAGCUGAGCACUGAAGAGGUAUCAGACUUCCAGAAAGAGUACAGUCAUUUAUGGGACGAGACCACGUUCUCAAAAACCGAGGAAUGGGACUCGAAAACGCCCGAUAGUCAAGUUGACGUGCAGGAACUUCCUCAAGGUGAGGUCGUUUACCUGGGACCUGUCACUUUAAAUAAAGAUAACUUAGUUAACAAGGCGGGCAUCGAAGUCGAUGUCAUACCUAUAAUGAGGAGUCCUUGUCAUACCCCCAAACCCAGCAAGAAAAACAAACGGGCCAAAUCCGCGAUGGAUUUCUACGAAGGAUCCAGUCCCUCUAAAGAAUUCGACAGGGGUAGCCUCCCCGACCUUAAACGAACCUCCCAAAAAGGCUCCCUUGUCAACACUAUUCUUGAACUCAACCCCGACAGAUUUCUGUACGGUAGUACUACAUCCGUGAUGAGUACCGCGUCUUCCAGUUCGGAACUCUCCAGAGGCGAAAUUAUGAACGCAGUGCUUGACUGGCUUGACAAGUCGAGUCAAAUGAGCAAAUCUCCGCUCGAUUCAGCCAGUAUCACUAGCUCAGACUCGAAUUUGUCAAUGGGUGCCAAAACGCACCCAAUCACCCCUACCAUCUGUAUCACGAAUGGACAAAGCAAAAAACAAGAGAAACGUAGAGGAAAAUCCAAAGGUCGAGAAACCAUCGCAACACUAACCGAAGAUACUAAAACCGUACCACAACCCAAACCUCGCUUUGCUAAAGAACCUCCUCUACAAUUCAAUGACCGAGAACCCAAACUAGAAAAACAAAUAUCACCAGUACGGGACGAUUUACUCGACGAGGAGGACUCGGCGGUUCCUGAGACUUAUUCAGACAAGAAAAAAUUCUGGGAAAAUGUUACGAAAGAAAAGAGAAUGAGCUUGAAUGAAGUGCCAACACUCGACAAAGAUUUUCUCAAGAAGAGAGUCUCAGUCCACGAGGUUCCAAUCCCAAAACCUCGCUCCCAAGUUCAGGUUUCCCAAAGUAUAGACGAGACGGGACCAACAAAAGAUGAAGCAGAACCAGAAACGAGAAUCAUGUCUGAAUAUCAAGCGUCUUUCCAACCGCCGAGCGAACGUAAAUCAAAAACUCCACCAAAACUCGAAUCGGAUAAAGAAAGUAGCACUGAUUCUGAAUCCGACAAUGUCCACCACAGUGGUACCAACGAAAAUGCCGGCUAUAUUAGUGACAGUGGAGAUGUGGAACACUACAUCUCCGAUUCGGAAAUCGAGGAUCGUGUUCCACAAAUCCGCGAACGGCAGAUGAGCGUUUUCGCACCACCUGUGGCAGCAGUCCGAAAAACCAUCUACGAAAGAUCCGCUUCUUUACCUACGGAAGACUUGUACGAAGUGUCAGCACGAAGUAUCAAACUCAGAAAACAGUACUACGAGGAACAAAUCAAGAAGGAGAUGAUCGAAGAGCAAUUAACGAGUGAAAUUGAGGAGGAACCGUCGCCUGAACGGAAAACUUUGAUCACUUCACUGGAACAACAACUAAGCGAAGAGAAAAUUACUGUUAAAGAUAUCGCACGUUCGUUCGAUGAGGCAACCAAAAAAGAAGUUUCUUUCGAAGAUGAUCGUCAAAYGCACAAACCAGAUUCGACUUUAACGCACAUUGAGGAUCAAACAKCGAUUUCAACMGAAAUCCUAGAAACGCACAAAGAAAUCGAUGUUGAUUCUCAAACAAAACGAUCCUCGCUUGGGUCAGAACAGAGUUCUUCGUCAGAUAUGGAUAAAGUAACGAGGAAUGAGAGUACUUCUAAGCCGGAUUCUAUGGAGGUACAUGUGGACAAGAGCGAAAUUGAGGACUCGGAAAAGCUUGCCGAACUCGACCAAGACGCUACCGAUUUAGAAACCAAGUCUUUAGACUCAUUAAAUGCCGUAGAAAUGUCCCCAAAAUCGACCUAUUCUGCUGACGAAGCCAUUCCCGAAAUUACAGUCACUUUAUCAGGGAAACAGAGACGUAUCAGUGAAGAAAGUGACGAGUAUGCACCCAAACCUGACAAACAAACAGAUUUAGACUCCCCAAUACACGUGCCAGAGGAACACGUCGAAGAUACAGUUUGGGAAGUGUCAGUUCAGUCACAACCUGAGGCUCGUUUUGACGAAAAAGUCACUUCUUUCGAUUCUGCCACUAUCGAAAAAUUCGAAAAAGAAGAUGAUUUGAGUUUGAGUACUCGAGAUGAGUCCGAUUUAGGAUCGGAAAUCCAUCAAGACCAUUCCGACUCUUACGCUUCCGACAAAAUCAAGUCUGAGAGUCAUAGUGAUAUUGAGAGGAUUAUUUUGGACAGUCUACAACAACAGAAAGUUGACCCUGUGGAAGCCAAAGCUAUUGCUAGUGCCCUAAUUGARGAAAUCGAAGCCGAAAUACAACGACGCGAGUGUUUACCUCCUACUGCUUCAACUGGGGACGUUUCCGACUAUUUGAAAUACUUAGCAGAGACAAAAGGUUUAGAUGAACGAGAAGUUGAAUUAGUUGAGUCGGUUUUAGCGAGGCGACAACGCGAAUUGGCAAAAUUGGCUCGUGGUGACACUCAAGCAUCGAGUAUUGAGAUAACGGAUGAAGAUUUGAGAUACAGCGGAGCGGAAAUAGAUUCUACUCAUCUACUUGAACAACAGAUAAGUCAAUUGAAAGCUGAAAAAUUUGACGAUAUUAAAUCCAUGACUUUCAUGGAUAAAAUCGAYGAGAAACAGAGCGAAGAGUCGCACCAGAGCAAAGAUUUUGAGAGUUGUGAGGAUGGAGUCAUUACUGGAGUCAAGAGUGACUUCCAUACAAAAUCUUUCGAAAGUAUGAAAGGCGAAAAGUGUGAAACUAGAGAUACAAUUUUUGAAGAAGACGAAACAAUCUCAGAAAGUGGGAUUCAAGAGACGCAACACGUGGAAGCCAAAGUUGAAGCUGUAGCAACUGAAACUUUGAGAAAGAAGAGUGAAGACAAGGAAGUGGAUGAGUACAGGGAGAGUAGUAUUGAUGUUAAUAAAGAGAAAACAUUUGAUCUAUCAACAAAAAAGAUAGAAGUUGAUUCUGAAGAUUCAUUUAAGCAGAAAAUUGAGGAAACUACUGCUAGAAGUGACGUUACAAAAUCAAUUAUCAAGCAUCACAUUGAUGUAAAGGAAAAAUCGCCGGCUGAAGAAAUUAAAUUGAAAGGUGAAAUCACCUGUGAGGAUUAUUCCUCGAAAGAUGAAAGCAGUAAAAGAGAGUCAAUAAGUGAGAGUAAAGAAAUCGUCGGUGGGAAAAUUGAGAAAGAAGCUGCAAUUGAAGAAUCUCACAUUAAAACGAUUCAAAAGGAAUUCCUCGAUAGAGAAACCGAAGAAAUUCGCUCAGACGAAGAUAAAGACAUUACAACGAAACAGACUAAAAUUAGGAGCAAAGUUAUAUCAACCGAUGUUGUCCAUGAAUCAUCAUCAUCGAGUGAAACUAAAGAAGAAGUCGAAAUUGUCGACUUAGACCCUUCCCUACUGCCCAGCGAGAUGGGCGAAAUCAAAAUCGUCGAAAAACACGAGGAAAUCAAACGAACCUCUAGUAGCGAAUCAAAAUCGAGUAUUGAAUCGGGAAAAUCGCCGGAAGAUCAAUUUUCGACGUGUUCCUCCGRACGUAAAGGCGAUUCAGAUCCGUUAAGACUCACAGACAAGUCUGAAGUUCUAAUGAGGAAAACAAGUUCACUUUCUAAAGUCGAUCGUAAGUCGGGAAUUGAUUUUGAGACGUAUUCGAGCUCGGGUGAGAGUCACUAUCACAGCUUUGAGUUAGAUAGCGGGAAGAGCAGGCCGUGUUCUUCUGAUGUUGAAGGAUUGGUUGCUGCUGGGUCUUCCGAAUAUGAAAGUGCGUUAACAUCACAGGAUUACUCAUGUCCGUCUCAUAUAACCUCGACUGAGUACCACUCAGCUGUCAGUAGUUUGAGUUCGAAGGAAAGUAUGAAAAGUCUUGAUAGUGAAAGUUCUGGUCAUUUGGGUAGUGUGGAAGUGUCUGAAUUGUCAGAAACUUUGGUACCAUCAGCGAGUGACUUGGAGGGUGAUAUUUUAGACACCGGUGAUGAUGGAGGUUGGAAUGAAGAGAUUGACGAUGAACCGAGUGAUAAACAAUCAAAAAUGAAACGAUCUCACGAGAUGACGUUUCAACCCGAACCUAAACUUCUAUCUACCGAGUCACCCCAGACUGAGGAAGGCGACCGGAAGUUUACAAGUAUGGAUGACGGAAGUGUUGUUAGUAUGAGUUUAUCGAGUACUUCCGGUACGACUGAACCUAGAACAGUUAUCGAAUUGUCACGAGCGGAUUCAGAGAGAAUCGAAGGUGGAAGUAUGUCAGUAUCUGGCAUAUCCGAUCAGUUGAGUAUUGAGGGAAGUUGUGAUAGUUUAGUAUUCCACCAACCAACACCACUCACUACUUCUGAUAUGAGUACCUCAACUGGACAAGUCGAGGGUAAUUUGCAAAUCGAGUCGAUCACUUUUACUACAUCGAUGGUGAAUGAAAGUGGAAUUCGGAGUGUUAGCACUCAAGUAACUUCCGAGAGUCAUACCCCUGAAGAAGACCGCGCUGGAAAACCCACCGAACCUCAACAAAACGGAAAAUGUCCACCGGAAGUCAAAAAGAAGUGUCACAGACGACAGGAGAGCACAAGUUCCUUUGUGCCGCCAAAAAUGGGCAGUUUUGAGCAAAAAUACCAAUCCGAAUUGACUGAAAGUGACAAAUACACUGCCGAACUGAGCUUUAAAGAGGUCAUUAGUGACGAAAAGAAAGAUAUUGAUGAACGCGAAAAAGAGGAAAGUUACGAAACUGAAGCCGAUCAAGGUUUCCACCGAGAUGUCCGUGAGGGUAAAUACCAAGAAGCUGAAGAAGAAAUCAAAGACGAUACUCCAGAAUUCAGUUCAGAAACUCAAGCCAGUGUUGGUGAACUGGAACAAGAAUACACCUCAGCUCUAGCACGAGCUCAAGAGGUGCGGAAAAAAUCAGAUACCAGUCCUGACUUACACAUCCACAAAGAACCGCUAGAAAAACGUGACUCUCACGGAAAAUCCAGCAGUACCUCUAGUGAAAAAUCAAGUUUUGAGGAAGCAGAAGCCGAAGCUGCUUUCAACAUGGUGGCACAUGUCUCACCCGCGCAUAAAAUCAAACAGAUUUGCCCAAUUCUCGAAGAUGAAGAUGCGGAAAAGCACGAGUUGGAAACUCGAGAAAGAGCACAGAAGGAGUAUGAGAAACGUCGGUCACAAAUCCGUGAUCAAAGUCCAGGAUCAAUUCCUGAUAUUAAAGUUACGCAACAUAUGACACCACUAGUCGAUCGCAAUUUCCAUUAUCCGGAUUUGGAACUCGAGGAGGAAGAACGAGCCAAAGAAAAAGAAAAGGAGAGUGAGACCCAGAAAUCAACACCACAAACACCUUCGAGUAAGAGUUCCGAGGAUACGGAUCAAGGGCGUGAAUACGUGCUUGAAGAUUCUGGAAUUUCAAUACCGGAAGAACCGAAAACUGAGUCUAAAAGUACUGUAAUUGAGCAAACAGUAAAGGAGGAAGCUGAUAAAGAUACGGACUCACCAAAUAGUGAUUCGUUUGAAAUGUUGGAGAAACCAGACGUUUUAGAUGACUUUGUGGUGAUUGAGGAAGUGGGGAAAGAAGCACAAGAGUUUGAUUCGGAAGGGAAGAGUGUUAGUAUUAAACAAAAAACAGUCAAACGAUCAAAGAAACACGAUGAAGAAGUUGAAGCAUAUUUGACGAGGUCAGCCCCUACUCCACUUACAAAAAUGACCGAUGUUAAGUUUUACCCUGAUGGGUCGUCCAGUGAAGAAUUAGGUUUUGAUUUUGAAGAUAGUCCACCCAUAAACAACGAAGCUUCUGCAAGUAGCUACGAAAAAGAGUUAGAAGCGAACAAAAAAUGGAUCGAGCAACAGUUUCAAGGAGACCAAGCGGCUCGAAUGGCCGCUGGUUAYGACUACGAGAUGGAGUUUGAACGAGGUCCUUUGGAAGAUAUCAAAGAAGAAGAUAUCAACGAUUUUGAUCCGACUUCCAGCAGGAUUGGAAGUGUAGGUUCGCAGAAAGARUCAGGAGGUAGUCUMGGAAGUGUCAAAGAUUCGUAUUCAAGUACACCGGAUUAUGAUGUUUUGGCUGGCCGAAAAUACUUUACCCGAAGUGGGGAACAUGAUGAUAUUUCAAUGUCAAGUCUGCAAGAGUUUGAGAAUUUAGAAAGGGCCAUGUCUUUAGAGACAAAAAGGUACCAUCAAGGUUCGCAAGACUCCUCCAGCAAUGGUAGUUUUAAAACCAGAUAUUAUGCGAGUAAAUCAGGACAAGGUGACGACGUUUCUGUCAGUUCACUCAAGGAGUUUGAGGGAUUAGAAAUGGCGUGUAUUGCCGCCCACAAGGUUGAAGUCAAGGCCAAAGAAGAGGAAGCAAUGUUGGCUCAAAUUGACGAAGGACAGGAAAGUCUUGCCUCUGAGUCGGAAAGUUGCGAGACGAUUUCAAGAACUGACAAAAAACUAAUUCCAGAUUCUGAUGAGGAGGACUACGAGAAACGAAUGUUUGAAAUUGAUGAGAUUAUAAAACAAGCACAGAGUAAUGUUGAGCGGUUUAUUGAUUUAAAAGAAGGUGAGAAAACGGAGUCUUUGGGUCGUGGUGAUUCAAUUGAAGAAGUGUCCAAAGUACCAGACUUGGAUCUUGACACACCUGUAGUCAGGUCUACUAUCAAGGUACAAUGGAAGGAGAGUGAAGACGUCAUGGUCACGUCCACUGAUUCGAUCGAUGGUAAAAUUGAAGAGAAAGGGAGCCACCAUGAUAGUACCGACAGUCUUGAUCAGAAGACUGGUGCUGAUAUUAUGACAGCAAGUACCGACUCUAUUGAAUUUCAAUCGAGAAAAACCGAACCGAUUAAUUUACUGAGUGACAGUAUCGAAAUCCGGGAUGAAGCCUGUGGGAUGAUUUCGAGUGAUUCCCUGGAACUUGCAGCCAAACAAACCGAAAAUAUGUUAGAAAGCACUGACAGUUUAGUCGAUCCGACUAGUUCAACUGCGACUCAUGCCACUUAUCAAUACGAAACCGAUUCUGUCUUUUCUGGAAGUUUCACAAGCGGGGGUUCAAAUACCAUGGUGUCGUCUACGGACACCAUAGACCCAGUUCAGGUCGAUAUAGCAGCAGCAGCUCGCAAAGUCUGGUUUGACGAAGAUACCGCAACUCGAAGAAUCACAACUGAGUAUAUCCAAGACUCGAGUAAACCCUACGUGACUGAGGUUAUAGAACCUCUUGAUGAAGAAGGGUUCUCUCAUACGAUUCACCGAAGGGUCGAGCUUCCGCCAGAGAUCAGAAAAGUCACAUUCCACGGCAGUGAUGCCGACGAAAAACUCAAACAGUUUAUUGAGGACUUCAACGAGGGAGAACACGUUGAAGAGGUGGAAGAAGUUGACGCUGCUGGAAAUGUGCACACAAAACGGGUUGUGCAGAGGAGGUUUAUCGUAGAGGGGCCAGAAAUGGAGGAGCUUGUUAAGAAAACCGUAGCUAGCAAAACUAACCAACUAACGUCUAUUCCUAAAGAAACGACAGGUGAGGAGUCCAGUUUUGCGGCAACGGGCGGACUCAAGGAAUCCUCAUUGAAAGCCCAAACAUCCAGACGACGCCAACUGCGUUAUGAAAUCAGUGUUGAUGAUCAAAUCGAGGUGGAUCCCCGGGAACAUGACUGGCGUUUUAAUUUACCUGAACAUGUUGAAGGAGAGGAAUCUGGGACAAGUGGCCAACAAACCGGUCAAACGUCGCAGCAGAGAUCGGUGGCCGAUCAGCAUCAACUUUCUGAAGAAAUGAAACAACUCCUCAAAGAGUUAGAAAAGGAAAGCAAGCAAUAAAUGGACGUUCCCUAAUUAUCGAUGUGAAAUUAAAUGUUAAAAAACCCAAAAAACAUAUCUCGGUGUUUGACGAAAUGAAAACAACAAAACGCAAUAUGAAGAAAAUCUUUGGCUUUCGCAAAUGUUAGAAUAUUAUUCCUAUGCUUGCUCUAGAAGUGAGUGAUUGACAAAAAGUUUAGUUAUGGCUCAAUUUGUUUCUUAUUUGUAAAUUGUCCAUAAAUUCUUGAUACAAAAGCAUCCUGCCUGGAAUUUUGAACACUUUUGCCGGAUUCGCGCCGGAUUUCGGUGUUAUUUUUGACGUGCAAUUAUUUUCUACCCUUUGCCAUUUUACACUAAUCGGAAAUAUUCCAGUUAUGACUGCAAGCUCGUAAUUGUGAUAUUUCGCAUGAAAAUUUAGUAACGAUGUACUUAUUUUAAUAACGAUAGUGAUUUCAUCAUCUCGUGUAACAAUACCUUGCAAUUUGAGAUGCUAUUUUAUAAUUUAUUGCUGUUGUUUUUUGUUUUAAUUGUACACUAUUUGUUAUGUAUUGCAAGUUAAUGUUACAGUAUUUAUUAUGAGGAAUAUUUGUAUAAAACGAACGAAUAAGAAAGGAGAAAGCAAAUUUAGAUUUGGAAUUUUACUUGAUAGGAUUUCAUUAAUUAGCUUAAACUGAAUUUGCGGUUGUAAGUUCACAUUUUUCCAACUUUUUCGGCUUUCGGGGUUUGUGGUUUAUCCCCGAACGAAAAGAUUGGAAAUUUGUAUGACCAUCACUUAUAAUUUAUCUCAAUGUGAAUUAAAUAUAUAACCUGUGUAUCAGAUUACAAAAUAAAGCUUUCAACAAAAA